CCAUUCCCUACGUCUUCUGCAAUCUCGAACUAUAGCUUGUGAUCCACCUACGAUGUCUGAAGAGCCCUUGUUUGAUCCUUCGCUGAAGAAGCGCAAGAAGAAAACCGUUGCGUUCUCUGAGGACCCUCUCGGUGCUGAUGCCGACCCCACUACUCCUGCCCCCGUCGAGAUUGAGAACGUCACCGCGAACGGGGAUGCCGUCGAUAUGGGGCCGACCACUAUGCACGAGCAGAUGAAGCAGAAUGGAAUCACUGGCGAGGGAUUGGAUGAUGGGGAGAAGAAGGAGGACGAUGACUUCAAGGCCAUGUUUGGAGACCUGAAGAAGAAGAAAAAGAAGAAGGAUAUCCCUCUUGAUCUUGAGGCUGAGGGCUCGGGCACAGCCAGUCCAGUCGGUGUAGCUGCCUCGGAGGAUCUCGAUUUCUCAGAUCUCAAGAAAAAGAAGAAGAAAUCGUCCAAGAAGGCUGCGCUCGAUUUGGAAGCGUUUGAGAAGGAACUGAACGAGUCCAAGACGAAGGAUGCGGACGAGGAUGAGGGUGGAGAGGAGACCCAGUUACCGGAGCUCGACGAGGCCGAGCUCGGAGAUGAUCCAUUUGCCCGUGGCGGCGAAGGCGUGAGCCUUGACUCCGGCAACGAACCAUGGCUAAAGAGCGAUCGUGACUACACCUAUGAGGAGCUGCUUCACCGGUUCUACGGCCAGCUUCAUGCCUCCAACCCGGCCCUCCUCACAUCCGCCGGAAAACGAUACACCAUUGCGCCUCCGCAAAUCAUGCGUGAAGGCAACAAGAAGACCAUCUUCGCCAACGUUUCCGAUAUCUGCAAGCGUAUGCACAGGCAGCCCGAGCACGUCAUCCAAUACAUGUUCGCCGAAAUGGGUACCACUGGCUCCGUCGACGGCUCAGGCCGGCUCGUCAUCAAGGGUCGCUUCCAGCAGAAACAAAUCGAGCACGUUCUUCGUCGUUACAUCGUCGAGUACGUCACUUGUAAGACGUGCAAGUCGCCCGAUACGCUCCUUUCGAAAGAGAACCGUAUAUUCUUCAUGUCAUGCGAAUCAUGCGGAUCGAGGCGGUCCGUCAACACAAUCAAGACCGGUUUCCAGGCACAGGUCGGGAGGAGAAGCAAAAACAAGACCGGUUAAGGGACCGUUUGGUGUUGUGUUGUAUACACUCCAUGCAUACUUCCGAAUAUCACAUUGUAUCAUUACACACGCUGUGUACACCAGAGUAUGUAUCGCAUGGACUCCCAUCUGCUUGUAUGUCAGCUGUUGGAGGUUUACUGAGCGAGCUAGAGAUGUGGUCUACAUUGCGACGACGUCUGCGGCGAGAGACAAACAAUUCGUCUUCGCAGCAUCGCCUAAUUCCUCAACAUCCAAAUCAAAUUAGGACAUUACAACUGUUUCAUUUACAAUACAUAGCGUCCUGC
Messenger RNA from Dichomitus squalens LYAD-421 SS1, 1419 nucleotides. RefSeq names its product eukaryotic translation initiation factor 2 beta. NCBI's taxonomy places the organism in Eukaryota, Fungi, Basidiomycota, Agaricomycetes, Polyporales, Polyporaceae. Bases 53 to 1135 code for a protein of 360 amino acids. The record is from RefSeq and is a predicted model, not a curated record. Gene Ontology annotation, biological process: formation of cytoplasmic translation initiation complex; translational initiation; formation of translation preinitiation complex. The transcript is spliced from 4 exons. Gene Ontology annotation, cellular component: eukaryotic translation initiation factor 2 complex. Gene Ontology annotation, molecular function: translation initiation factor activity; mRNA binding; translation initiation factor binding.